AUGAGCCCAUCAUCUGAGUCUGGCGGUCGCCGUUCAGCGCGCUUGUCCGCCAAGCGGCGCGCCGAAGCGAGCGAAUCUGCCAGCGAUGGCACUGCAGCAGGGCUCGAGGCAGCGGCGCCUCCGCCAGGCGUGGCUGUGCGAAAGACCAAUGAUAACAGCAAGCGGCGCGGGCGACCGGUCAAACGCGCUGCUGGCGCAGCGGACCGCAAGCUCGCCAAUGCGGCAACUGCGGCCGCGCCCAGCGCGUCGACGGGCAAGCGCAGCCGCGCCGCGCCCGCCGACGCGGCCGCGGGCGCCGUGGCGCCGCCCCCCGCCAAGCGCCGCCGCCCCUCCGCGCCCGUCCCCAAGCGCCCCUCCCCUGCGCCCGGCCCCGGCCCGACGCGGGAGCGCGAGCGACGGCUACGGGCGCGCGGCUUCCCUGCAGUCGCCGGCGUCGACGAGGCAGGCCGGGGGCCGCUGGCGGGGCCGGUUGUGGCGGCGGCGUGCGUCCUGCCUGAUGACAUUGAAUUCCCCGGCCUGAACGACAGCAAGAAGCUGUCAGAGGAGGAGAGGGAGGCGCUCUACGCCCAGAUCACCGCCGCGCCGGGCGUCGCGUGGGCCGCGUGA
Molecule: messenger RNA, 606 nt
Organism: Monoraphidium neglectum
Lineage: Eukaryota; Viridiplantae; Chlorophyta; Chlorophyceae; Sphaeropleales; Selenastraceae
Exons: 1
Coding region: 1-606 (201 amino acids)
Biological process (GO): DNA replication, removal of RNA primer; mismatch repair
Cellular component (GO): ribonuclease H2 complex
Molecular function (GO): RNA binding; RNA-DNA hybrid ribonuclease activity
Source: RefSeq, a predicted model, not a curated record